Messenger RNA from Saccostrea echinata, 759 nucleotides. RefSeq lists its product as uncharacterized. NCBI's taxonomy places the organism in Eukaryota, Metazoa, Mollusca, Bivalvia, Ostreida, Ostreidae. The transcript is spliced from 3 exons. The coding region runs from base 16 to 474 and encodes 152 amino acids. The record is from RefSeq and is a predicted model, not a curated record.
AAAUAAUCAAAGAAUAUGUUACGCUCAACAUUUAAGACGUUACAACAAUUUUACCGUCCAUGGUCUGGAGUAUGUGGAAAGUCACCGGCAUGUGAUUGGCAGACUAUUAGAGGAAUUGUAUCGAGUCAAUUGACCCAGAAUCCACAAAACCAGUUUCCAACAGACGACUCCCAUUUCCUACAAAUAGACUGUGAAGAAGAAUGCUUCCAUUCACUAACAAAAGGCAACAACAGCAGCAUCCUUUCUAGAGUUGAAGAAAACAAACCGGAAGUGGUUUUUCUAGAACAUUUGCGGGAAACAGAUUUCUGGGGGAAAAUCCAAGCACCAAUGCGUCAUUUAGGUUAUACCGGAAGUGUUGAAGAUUUCCGUCAUGGCCGUGUUAAAGGUGUGUUCGUGAGGAAUGACCUGGUGCCGCUCCUCAAUCAAUGUAAAGGAAAAACUGUUUACAAAUCUGAGAUGCCAGACCCUUUGUAACAAAAUAUAUGAUAAGUAUUAAUACCUCAGAGAUAAUCUACCUCAAACCUACUUAUAAGUUUUUAUUGUAUUGCCAUGUUUUGUAAACAUGGAGAUAUUCGUGACAGAAUCUCGUCUGCUUAAAACCAAAGACAUUAUUACGAUUUUUGUGCCAUUUUUUAAAGAUUAAUAAUCAGAUCUUUAUUUUUUUUUUUUUUUUACGUUAUUGUUUAUAAUAGUAAACAAUUAUAUUUAUAUUGUAUGUGUUAUUUAGAAGAAUUAUUCAAUAAAAUACAAUAAAUAGUU